GCAGCAGUAACCGGACGCACCGCCGUUCCCUGCACACGCGUCCCGGUGGCUGUGGGGGACAUGUAGCCUCGCCGUCACCAUGCUCCCUGGAGUUUUCUAUGCGCUGUUGGCGGGGUUCCUGGGCGCUGUCGCCUCGUCGUCCGCCAAACUGUCGCUCGGCACCGAUUAUCUGAAAGGUGUGUGCGAGACGGGGCUGCGGACGUGGGGAGCGCCGCGCGCAUCUGCACAGGGCGGCCAGACUACCGCGUGCGACUGGCUGCAUGUCCCCUUGCGCUUGCUGUGUGGGGGGCUGGUGUUCACCUGUAAUGCUGUGAUGUGGACCUUCUUGUCCAAGGCACUCAGGUAUUCGUCAUCCUCCGCUCGGACCACUGUGACCACCACGGCCUCCAAUUUAAUCUCCUCAGCAUUCCUUGGACAGCUCAUUUUUGGGGACAGCCACAUAGCUUUGUGGUGGGUGGGCGUGUCCCUCACCCUCUCCGGCCUGCUGGUGUUGCGGCGAGCUUCCCCCAACCACGCGCGGUCUCCGCCCACAAGCAAGGACAACUGAGCCGGCCGGGCCCACCCCUCCAGUGGAACGCAAACGCAAGGACAUCAUGAUGACCAAUGACCAACGGCACCUCCCCCCACCCCUGCAUACAUUAGCAUAUUUUAGCAUAAAUGAUUACAACAUUAUGCACAUUAUUAUUACUAUUAUAGAAACAUGGCCAGGGCCAUUGCCAUGGUUUAAGGAGUAAUCUGACCUUUAUUAAACUGUAACGUUUGCAUAUGGCAGGGUUGAACAGGACAUGUCCUGAACUGGGCAUUUAGACCAAUUUAGUCCAACAAAUAUGACAGAUCCUUCCAACACACCUGGAUCUCUAUACUAUCCACUAUAAACACCACCUCUUAAAAGGAACCCUGCUACCUGCACAAGGAACUUGUCUUAGAUUAGAAACAAAUGUUAUUUUAAUGGGAACAAUUCAGAUUCGUAAAACAGAUAUGACCAAAGACUUUUAAUCCUGUAUUUGUCUUACAGGGGUGGGCAGGAAUCGUUAUUAAUGCUAGGGGGUGGAGAAGUGACACUUGAUCCCUCACUCUUUAAUGUGUCUUGAUUGAGAGCUUGUUCACACUGGGGUUUAGCAGAGUUAAACCACAUUUAGCCUGGAAUAGUUGGGCACAUCUGCAACAUCUGGAUAUUUCCUGUAUGAUUCCUUUGUUUCCCAGGAUAUAACACUAGUGAGCUAGUCCUAUAGGAAAUGGCUCUUAAUUCACAUUCUAAUCUGGAAUGUCCAGGAAACCCAAACCCCAGUGCAGAUCACCAGGCCAGAGGGGAAACGUUGGUUUACAUCAGCUUUGUGUAAAAUGCAAGACUAGUCUCACAAAGAUGGAUCAAACGAAGAUAGUCCCCAAAGAUGGUCCCCAAACAUAGACCAGCAAAAGAUUAUCCCCACACAAGGAUCAUCCCCAAACAUAGAUAGUCCCAAAAGAUCGUCCCCAAACAAAGAUAGCCCCCAAACAAAGAUGGUCCCCAAAGAUUAACAGCAUGUUUAGAGUCAGACAUUCCGAACAUUCCAUUCAGACCCUUCCUCUGAGACAUCACUGUUAAAGUGACAAAGAUCGUCUGGUAUAGAUUUGAAAUGAACAGAAUCGGACCUCGUUCUCCUUGAGCCAUCUGGUAGGAGAUCCGUAGACAAGCUGUAGUGUGUGACUAGUCCUGCCUCUGGACACAACGUACUCUCUCCUCUGGUCCACGUCACUGUGAGCAACCAUGGGAUUGGUAUAGUGUUAUGCAAUAACAACUAUGACAACGAAAUCGAACACACACUGAGAAAUGGCAUUCCACACAUUGUGGGCCUUUGACUGCCAAAGUCCAACUGAGGCAUUUUUGGUACGAGUUGCACCUUGUUACAUGCAGUGAAACACCCAAAGCACAUCUCUGUAGCAAAAACACUGAUUCCAGGAAGUCUAGUUGGAUGCACUUCCUUUGCGUCCUUCGUUUAGAGAUUAAAAGAGCUACACGCAGACUUUCAGUAGAAUAUAAUAUUAAGUAGAACUACUUACUGUGGUGCUUGAAAAUUUGUGAACCCUUUUGAAGUUUCUAUAUUUCUGCAUAAAUUUGACCUAGAACUUCAUCAGAUUGUCAAUUCUAUUGUAUAAUUCCUAAACAAGAUAGAGAACCCGAUCAGUGAGACAAAAAUAAAAGACUCACUUAUUUACUGAGGAAAAUGAUUAUAUAUUACAUAUCUCUUGGUGGCAAAAGUUAUCAUUGUAUUAUUGGAUCAUUGUUCUCAAAUGAUGGACUAAUAUUUUUGUCUCAUUUGAUUUGGUCCUCAUUGUUCCACUUUUAGGAUUUGUGUGAAGUUUUAGGUCAACCUUAUACAGAAAUAUAGAAACUUUUAAAGGGUUCACAAGCUUUCAAGCACUGCCGUGUUAAGCAGAAAACCUGAUGUCACAGCACGGGUGCUGGAUGCUAGGUGCUGGGUUCCCGCCCUGCUACUGUAGCACGCUAGCGUUUGGGCUUUUGGCUCAACUAUCCCCUCAACAAUGGGCAUUGUUAUUGAACUUCACAUGGUGAUGAUGCAUGAAAGGUUUAUGACAGCAGAAGAAAACUCAAAGCAGCUUACUGGGAGGCCCCGACAAGGUGAACUGACUGGUUAGCUGAGCGUAAUGCAGCAUGAGACACACUGACACAGGCUGACUGAUGGAGGUGAGGAGGGGUUAUGAAGCCUCUAGUAUCAGGCAAGGGCUUGGGUCAAAGGCCACAAAAGGUCACACUUCCUGUGAAUCUCCAGUGCUUCCUACUUACAGCAUGUCGAGUCCCUAUAUCAAGGGACUUAUUUUUUAACUGUGAUAGACUGACUGCAUGCCCGCAGAGCUGCCUGUCCACACUGCAGGUGCAGUGAAGGACGAACAUGCUGCAUGCCUUUCUCACCAAAGUCACCAGAGAGUUUUCCCUUCCUGUGUGUGGCCUACCAUCGGCGCCGUUCUGAAGACGCUGGCGUUUUAGGUAGUCACUGUCCUGUAAUGGUGAGUGUAUCUGCUCUCUCAAGAGUAAUCAUUCACAUAGAGCAAAGUGUCGUGUCACAACCUAGUCAACACAAUGCUAGAAAUGUCCAUUGACCUGUUUCAAGAUGUGUACUGUACAUUAUAGAUAAGACAAAGCAAACUAAUCUAGCGCUUUUCAUUAAUUAGAGUAGUGUAGCAUAGGAUGGAAUGGACUUCAUAAGGGAGCAUGUUUAUGAAAACAUUAUGCAAAAAGGCCUGAAGUUGACAUGGUGCACCAUCAUCUUGAAAGCGUUAAGAGUGAACCUCCUAUCUCUGCGCACCACACUGGAGAUAGAGGGAGGGGAACUAUAUUUUGUAGAAUUAUCUGUAGCAUUGUUUUAUUCUUCUCACCUCACCAUAUCUGUAAAUAUACACACUUGUAGAAGUGUAAAUACAUGUAUUUAGGUAUAGACACUAAUAGCACUGUAAACCCAUAUACCUGUAAUAAAUGCAACAAAAUCAGUGCAUGAGUAACCUUUGCAGGAGGGAAAUAUUUUCAUGUGCGAUGUGUGAGUUAAUACCACGGUACUGAGGCAGAGGUGAGGGACACAGGAGGCAUGUGUUGAACUAUCUGUAGCACUACCUUAUUUUAUGCACCUUGCCCUACCUGUAUAUAUCUGUAACUGUACGUGUAAAUUACAUACACUAUAUUCUGUACAGGAGCCACUGUCAUCUCAUUUACCCAUAAUAAACGCAACAUUACUUUGACUAAA
This is a messenger RNA of Electrophorus electricus (electric eel), 3737 nucleotides long. It is a transcript of the gene tmem42b, whose product is annotated as transmembrane protein 42b. NCBI's taxonomy places the organism in Eukaryota, Metazoa, Chordata, Actinopteri, Gymnotiformes, Gymnotidae. The record is from RefSeq and is a predicted model, not a curated record.